AUGGCACCCAAGUCCAUCAUCAGCCUCCUUUCUCUCCUCCCUGUCACGGCUGUCCUAGCCUUGAACCCCAGCUGUGCCCCCGGAGGCAACUUCGACCUCAGCGUCUGGAGCCUUCAGCUCCCAACUGGCAGUGACGGCAGUGUCGACACCAUCAAGAGCAAAGAUCUUCAGAGUUGCAGUGGCUAUACCGGCUCCACGUUCUUCACGGACAAGUCCAAUGGCGAGCUCAUUCUGACGGCACCUGGUAAUCCAGACAUCACCGGCUGUGCCAAGACCUCUGGUAGCGACCACUGUCGGACGGAGCUGCGCGAGGUCGACCCCAAGAGUGGCAAGAACACGGAUUGGGCUCCUACUGGAACCAACACGCUUACCGUGAGCAUGAAGGUCGUCAAGGCGGAUGACGGCUCUCACGGCACUGCCAUUGGCCAAGUCUUUGCAGCCGCCGCCAGCAAGCCGCUUGCAGAGAUGUACUACAGCACCAAAGGUGACAUUGUCGUUGGUGUCAAGGAGAGUCCAGAUGACAACCAGAUUGUCACUAAGCUGGGUAACGUGCCUGUGGGAACAUAUUUCACUUAUGUCAUGUCGUAUUCCAAGAAUGUUCUGAGCAUCUCGAUCAACGGAAAGAAGACUACUCUCAGCACUUUUGACUGGGGCUCUCCCAACUGUUACUUCAAGACUGGCAACUACAACCAGGGCAAGACAGCCGUUACUUCUGAGGUGCACAUUCAGUCCAUUGCCGUCGUGCAUUCCUAA
This is a messenger RNA of Trichoderma aggressivum f. europaeum, 753 nucleotides long. Its product is annotated as CAZyme family PL7. Bases 1 to 753 code for a protein of 250 amino acids. NCBI's taxonomy places the organism in Eukaryota, Fungi, Ascomycota, Sordariomycetes, Hypocreales, Hypocreaceae. The transcript has a single exon. The record is from RefSeq and is a predicted model, not a curated record.